This is a messenger RNA of Camellia sinensis, 2187 nucleotides long. RefSeq lists its product as uncharacterized. The record is from RefSeq and is a predicted model, not a curated record. Lineage: Eukaryota; Viridiplantae; Streptophyta; Magnoliopsida; Ericales; Theaceae. Gene Ontology annotation, molecular function: protein binding.
GUACUGACCAAGAUGAUGGCAUCACAAGACGCCCAACAAACUCAACUCCUCUCCUCUCCUCUCCUCCUCAAAACUCCGACCACUCUCCACCGGAAUCUACAAACCCACCUCCCCGGAAAAUGCUUUUGCUUCAAUCUAAUCAAAUUCAACAACAUGUACAUGGUUGAACAAGACAAAACUCACAACCAAUCAAACCAAAAUCAAAAUCAAAAUCAAAACUCUCCCGAAUCAUCAUCCUCCGCAAAACCCACUCUCUUACAAGCCAUUCAACUCAUAGCUUCUCUAAUCUCUCUCUCUCACUCAAUCAGAGUCUUCUCUGUCAAAUGGCAAUCGAUUCGGAACAAGCUCGAAGACCUCCUCUCCAGCCUCACCUCCCUCGAAACCUGCGAUUCCGGCCAAAACCCAUCUCUCUCCGCCGCAAUUCCGGCUAUACUAGACACUAUCAAUGAAUGCUAUGACCUUUCUCGUCGAUGUCUCGACUUUUCGUAUAGUGGGAAGCUCUUAAUGCAGAGUGAUUUGGAUAUAAUUUGUACCAAAUUCGAUUCUCAUACCAAGAAUCUAUCAGAGAUUUACAAUUCCGGUUUGGUCAAAGAUAGCUAUGCGAUUGUUGUUUCCAGACCUGGCCUCGGAGCCUCUCGCGACGAUAUGAAGUUCUAUGUGAAGGAUUUGUUGUCGAGGAUGAAGAUUGGAGGCACAGAGUUGAAGAAACAAGCUCUAAUUGGGUUCAAUGAAGUUAUUUAUGAAGAUGAGAAAUAUAUCAAGAUUUCUGUGGAGAUUGGUAGCUUAAUUGGGUUGUUGGUGAAUUUUCUUGAUUCUCAAGAAAUUGAGCUUCAAGAAGAGGCUGCCAAGGCAGUGUCAGUGAUUGCAGGUUUUGAUUCAUACAAGAGUGUUUUAAUCCGUGCCGGUGUUAUCGCACCGUUGAUUCGGGUAUUAGAGGGUGGAAGUGAAAUGGGUAAAGAAAGGUCUGCAAGGUGUCUGAUGAAAUUUACUGAGAAUUCAGACAAUGCUUGGUCUGUUUCAGCUCAUGGUGGAGUGACUGCUCUGCUGAAGAUAUGUAGUAAUGGUGAUUGUGGUGGUGAAUUGGUUGGUUUGGCAUGUGGGGUUUUGAAGAAUCUUGUUGGGGUUGAAGAGAUCAAGAGGUUUAUGGUUGAAGAAGGCGCGAUUUCGGCUUUCAUUAAGCUUUUGAAGUCUAGAGAUGAAGUUUCACAGAUAAAUUCAAUUGAAUUUCUUCAAACUAUGGCGUUUGGGGAUGAUAAAAUUAAGCAAAUGAUUGUUCAAGAAGGAGGGAUUUGUGUGCUAGUACGCGUUUUAGAUCCCAAAUCAUCAUUUUCGUUGAAAUCUCGAGAAAUGGCCAUAAGGGCAAUUGUGAAUUUGUGUCUCUCAUCAAUAAGUACCUUGAAUAUCUUGAUGAAUUAUGGGUUUUUGGAUCAUAUACUGUACUUUCUUAGAAAUGGUGAGGCUUCAAUUCAAGAAUUGGCAUUGAAGGCAACCUUCACCCUAUGUGGGGUGUCAGAGGAGGCCAAGAAAGCAAUGGGUGAUGCAGGGUUUAUGCCAGAACUUGUUAAAUUGCUUGAUGCAAAGUCGUUUGAAGUUCGCGAAAUGGCGGCUGAGGCACUCUCCAGCAUGGUUUCAGUCCCCAGAAAUCGAAAACGUUUUGUGCAGAAUGAACAAAAUCUUGGCUUUCUUCUUCAAUUGCUUGACCCAGAAGAGGGAAAUUCGGGUACUAGAAAGCUCUUGUUAUCUGUAUUGAUGUCACUAACAAGUUGUCACAGUGCAAGAAAGAAAAUUGUACAUUCUGGGUAUCUGAAAAACAUAGAAAAACUUGCAAAUGCCGAGGUUUCGGAUGCUAAAAAGAUUGUUAGAAGGUUGUCGUCAAAUAGAUUCAGCAGUAUGUUAAGUGGAAUCUGGCAUUCUUGAAUCAUUCUUCAAUGUAGUUCUGUUUUUGUUCUUUGUAAAUCUACAUUAGAGUUUUCCAUGGUUCUCAAAACCUCGUUUAUCAAUCUUAUAUAUGUUACUUCUCUUUCCAUGAGAUUUUGAGAACAACUUUAUGCUUAGCUUGUAACCAUCAAUGUAGAUCCAAAUAAAACACUUUUGAUAUGAGUUUCUGAUAUUGAUGCUCAGCAAAUAUCUUGUACAAUAAUGUAAAUUUAAUUAUUUGAAAUCAGAUGCAAAUGAAUAGAGCAUAAA